Molecule: messenger RNA, 462 nt
Organism: Colletotrichum siamense
Lineage: Eukaryota; Fungi; Ascomycota; Sordariomycetes; Glomerellales; Glomerellaceae
Exons: 1
Coding region: 1-462 (153 amino acids)
Source: RefSeq, a predicted model, not a curated record
AUGAGAUGGCACGCACCCACCUGUCACCAGCCGGACGUACAUGUCGCAGACGAUGGCUUCCCGUUUUGCAGAGGAUGCGGCAAGUCAGCACAAGAGAUGCGACACCGUCGCGAGGAUACGCACUCUUCAUUGGAACCGCUGCCUCCAGACGAGCCGGAAAGACGUCUCAAUCUAUGGUGGCCACCUUCGGUAUCAUAUACGUCGAAUGAUGGCACAAAGUUCGACAUCCCAGAAGCUUCAGUAGUGCCGCCAGUUUCCCCAGCAGGCCACGGGAAUCAGAUCUACGAGAGAUCCUUAAUGCCGAACGAGUUCCGACUCGCAUGUAUUUCUGCAACGCCUAGCAAAUCCGAUACCACGUACCCAAUUCACCUUUCAUUCGAAGUUUUCGAGGACGAUCACUAUCCCGAUUACGACACAGUCUCCUACGCCUGGGGCGGUGAAGAUAACAACAGGGACCAGUAG